Chelmon rostratus (copperband butterflyfish) is the source of this 4128-nucleotide messenger RNA. RefSeq lists its product as uncharacterized. The transcript has 27 exons. Gene Ontology annotation, biological process: double-strand break repair via homologous recombination. The record is from RefSeq and is a predicted model, not a curated record. Gene Ontology annotation, molecular function: single-stranded DNA binding; damaged DNA binding; ATP hydrolysis activity. The coding region runs from base 107 to 3379 and encodes 1090 amino acids. NCBI's taxonomy places the organism in Eukaryota, Metazoa, Chordata, Actinopteri, Chaetodontiformes, Chaetodontidae. Gene Ontology annotation, cellular component: Smc5-Smc6 complex; nucleus; site of double-strand break.
GCGAGUCUGUUGUGGUCUGGUGGUCGUCCCCAUCGUUUGCUGCACUGUCAACGGUUGCUGCCAGCUAGUUUGGUGUUUACCACUUGGUAGUUUAGCUGUGCCCGAGAUGUCACGAAGGGAAAGCAGCUCCGUCAGUGACAGACCCCACAAACGGAUCAAACCCACGGUGGAAGAAGUGACAGAUGAAAAUAUUGAUGACAGUGACCAGCAAUAUGAUCUGCUGAAGAAACAGAUGCUGACUGUUGGUGGGGUGGUGAGUGACGCAGGGAUUGUGGAGAGCAUUACACUGAAGAACUUCAUGUGCCACUCUCUCCUUGGCCCGUUCACUUUUGGUCCCAAUAUAAACUUUGUCGUCGGCAACAAUGGAAGCGGAAAGAGUGCCAUCCUGACAGCCCUUAUAGUUGCCUUAGGCGGGAAUGCACAGGCCACAAACAGAGGAUCGUCCCUCAAAGGUUUUGUGAAGGAAGGAGAAAGCUCAGCUGAUGUAUCGAUCACCCUGCGUAACCAAGGAAGGGAUGCUUACAGACCUGAGGUGUAUGGUUCAAUCAUCAUUGUAGACAUGAGGAUAACACGUGAGGGGUUGAGAACCUAUAAACUGAGAAACCAAUCAGGCUAUCUUGUCUCAAACAAAAAGGAAGAACUCUUGUCCAUCUUGGACAGUUUUAAUAUACAGGUCAACAAUCCCGUGUCAGUUCUCACUCAAGAGAUGAGCAAAUACUUCCUACACUCCAAAGGAGAGGGGGACAAAUAUAAGUUUUUUAUGAAAGCUACCCAGCUGGAGCAGAUGAGAGAGGACUUCAUCUACAUCAAAACCACCAAGGCUAUCACAGAGGAUAAAGUUGAACAACAUAGUGAAUGCUUGAAAGACCUGAAGCGGAAGUACCUGGAGAAAGAGGACCGUUACAAGAGUCUGGCAUCACUUGAUGAAAUGCAAACCAAAUUGGAGGAGUUGCAGAAGCAAAUGGCUUGGGCUCUGGUGGCUGAGAUGGAGAAGGAGUUGGAGCCGAUGAAGGAGAAGCUGCAGUCCAAUAGCCGUGCUACAGAAAAAUAUGAUCAGAAGGUGGAUGAAUGGAAGAAUAAAGUGGAAGCAGCUGAGAGGAUGCAAAAGCAGACCCAGGAACAGUUGGAUGAGAUCACACAACAACUCUCAUUGCAUCAGUCCAAAUGUGCUGAGCUCAAGGCCAAGGUCCAGAGACAAAACACCGUUUUCAAGUCCAGCGAGGUCACUGUCCACAGAUGCAAAGCUAACCUGAGGGACCUGGAAAACGACAAGCAUCAACUGUCCUCAAGGAUAAAUGACCUCCAGCUGAGCAUCAGUCAGACAACAGGAGUGGAGAGCCAGGCCAGAAUGGAGCGUAUGGAGCAAAUACAGGCUGAGCUGGAAAACCUAAGACACCAGAUCUCCACUCUGGGCCAGCAGAUUGACCAGUACGAACAUGCCUGCAGCCGUGCCAAGGAGGAACAAGGAAAGAUGAGGAGAGAGAAGGAAAUGCUCCAUAGGUCCAUGGACAGCAACAGAAGGAACCUGCAGACUUUGGAGAGCAGUCGGUCCAAUCGCCUGCGGCGUUUUGGAGAGCACAUGCCUGCACUCCUAAACGCCAUCCAAGAAGCUCACAAAAGGGGCCAGUUCAAGCACAGACCUCGAGGACCUCUGGGUUACCUGAUUAGUCUGAAGGACCCAGAGCUGGCCCUGGCUGUAGAAGUAUGUCUUAAAGGCCAGCUGCAUGCCUUCACGUGCGAUAACUAUGAUGAUGAGAGGGUGCUGAAGAACCUCAUGGCCAAAGUGUACCCUACUGGCCGCAGACCUGCCAUCAACACCUGCUCUUUUCUCCCAAGUGUCCAUGACACGAGAAGGAGGGCCGUGAACCACCCUGAAUACCCCUCCGUGCUUCAGGCUCUAGAAAUUGAGGACCCAGUUGUGGCCAACUGCCUGAUUGAUCAAAGGGGUGUAGAAAGCAUUCUACUCAUUAAGAAUCGUGCAGAGGCUCGAAGAGUGAUGCAGGGCAGAAACUGUCCUCGGAACUGCACCCAGGCCUUCUCUAAGGAGGGAGAUCAGAUCUUCAGUAACCGCAGUUACGCUGCUGACCAGAACAGAGCCAACUGCCUCUCGGGAGAUGUCGAGGAGGAGAUCAGGCACCGGCAGAGGGAGAUUGAAAACCAGAAAGCUCAGGGAAAUCGCUUCCAGCAACAAAUGAAGAAGUUAGAUGAAGACAUCAAACAGAACGAAGGGCUGCUGAGAAGAACCCACAUAGAUCAGAAGACAGCCAAAAAUAAUGCCACAAAGCUAGAGCUGGAGCUGACGGACCUAAGAAAUGUGGAGGAGCCUCAGUCAGAGGACCUCAAGCCCCUGGAGGACGCUCUCAAGGAGAUUGUAACUAAGAUCUCGUCCAAGCGCGUCAAGUACAAUGAGGCACAAGCUGAGAUGGCUGAGCACAAGGCCUCCUACGAGGCGGCAGAGCAGGAGUACCAGCAGCACAAAGAGCAGAUCAACACGAUCGCUGAGGAGGCCGACUCCAAAAAGGAGGAGCUGAGUAAGAUUGAUCAGGAGGUGAUGAAGUGCAAGCAUCACAAGAAACACUAUGACGAGAAACGCAGUGCCCAUCUCCGCGACAUACAGACCCUUGACGCCUCACUGGAAAGCAAGGAGCAAGAACUUCAGGCAUCUGUGGCAAAGGCCACCCAAAUCUGUCAGCAGCGUCUGGAGGUACGACGGACAGCCAGAAGUCUGGACAGUGAGAUCAGCCGUCUCAAGGUUAAGAUCACGACCCAGCAGGAACAGCAGGGGGACCGUGAGGAAGUUGUGAAGCAGUACCAGGAGGCUCUGGAGACCUACAAGAACAUGGCACAGCAAGUGAAGAAUCUCAAAAGCUUCAUCAAAAGUCUGGACAGCGUUAUGAACCACAGACUCCAGGUUUACACUGAGCUCAGGAGGUUCCUCUCGGCCCGCUGUAAAUACUACUUUGAUAGCAUGCUGGCCCAGAGAGGCUACACUGGAAGUAUGACCUUUGACCACAGGAAUGAGACCCUCUCCAUCUCAGUGCAGCCGGGCCAGGGAAACAAGGCUGACUUGAGUGACAUGCGCUCCCUCUCUGGAGGCGAGCGCUCCUUCUCGACUGUUUGCUUUGUCCUCUCUCUCUGGGCCAUCACAGAGGCGCCUUUCCGCUGCCUUGACGAGUUUGAUGUUUACAUGGACAUGGUGAACAGGAGGAUAUCAAUGGACAUGAUGCUGAAGGUGGCUGCUAGUCAGCGCUACAGACAGUUCAUUUUCCUCACCCCACAGAGCAUGAGGUCGCUUCCAGAGAGCAACAUCAUCCGGAUCCUCCGUCUCAAAGAUCCAGAUCGUGGCCAAAGCACACAAAGUCAAGACGAAAACCAGUGAUGUUGCCAGAGUGGAAGUGGAACUCUGUUUACAUUCAUGGCUAGUCCACACAUACUCUGGUAUUUUUCAUAACAUAGGGCUUUCUACUUUCCUUUUCCAGUAGCCUUUUUCUGGUUCACACACAAACACAGUCAUAGGCUUCAGACAACAUGGUGUUCACCGUUAUCUCCUUUGUGUACAUGAAGGCAUUUUGUGCAAUGGCAGAUGUAGCCAAAAUAGUACUGGUGCUAACCUUGCUAACAUGACGAAUGCAUGCUCACAUAUAAAUGCACAGUUAGUCUUCCACUGUUAAUGAGGGAUCGAGGUGUCAGAAUGAGCAACAAUGAUCACUGUUGCAUAAUCUUAACGCUCCCACAGCACACUGCGCUGGUCUUGGACAAGACCCAUUCACGACUUUCAGAAUCCCACUGUUGCGAAGCGGGUCAUGCCUUCGCCAUAGUUGGACCUCUAGUAGCUGCUUUUUUCAGGGUUCUGAUUGGCUUUAUGGUUAGGAUUAUAUGGGCACCUGUUUGCAUUUUUCACAUGGACAAAGUGUUAUUCAUUCUUUUUUUUUUUUUUUUUAAACAUUGCUGGUGUGGAUUUAUUUCUUUUUUUAAUGGACUGGUAUUUCGUAAAUACACACAUACGUGUGGACUAAGCAUCACUUUUUGGUCAUGUUUGAGUUUUCAGUAAAGAAUUAAUGUUUCUUCCAGUUCUUUUUAAAUGUAUAAUGUAUAAACUGUUUGACCAUUCCAUAAUAAAACACUGUC